UUUUUAUUUCUUUUCAGGAGAGAAAGCUGAAGAAACAGCGUGAUAUGAUGUAUGGUUCAGCUGACUUAAAAAUAGGAGGUGUCUACAUGCCAGGUGACAUUGUGCCGAAAGAUGAUGAUAAAGUACUCAGCAAACAUCUGUGUCUUGAUACUGGAAAUAUACUUGAGCAGGAUGGUUCUCACACUGAUUCAUAUGUAGCUGCAACAGAGGAGGUAGAAAAUGUGGCAAGCCCGGAACCAGUCGAGAUGAAAGAAGAAACUGGCGUGAUUGAGGAUGAACCUGUAGAGGAGAAUGAAGGUGGUUUUGUUUAUGCAUGUAACAUAUGUGGAGUGCAGUAUGCAGUGAAGGAAGACUGUGAGAAGCACCUUAAAGUUCAUACAGGAGAAACAGAUCAAGCUGGCACAUCAAAAGAAGACAGCCCUAUUCCAAGCCCUUCAGCACCGCCACUUGAGAAAAGGAUUUCCCCUCCUAAGAAUAGAUGGAGUUCUUAUAUCUAUGCAUGUAAUGUUUGCGGCAAGCAGUACACUAACAAGAGUAACUGUAAGCGUCACAUGAUGGUACAUACAGAUGACCGUAAAUUGUACAAGUGUGAAUACUGCGGGAAAUGUUUCUCUCAGAAAUACGAGGUCAGAAUGCAUGCCAGAAUACACACAGGUGAGAAGCCAUUUACCUGUGCUGUAUGUGGUAAGACUUUUACGGAGCGUGGUAACUGGCGGCGGCACACUCAAAUCCACGUACGUCCCCAGGAAGCAUCACCGUACAGGUGUGGUAUAUGUUGUAAAGGGUUCUUCCAUGCUGAAAAACUACAGGUUCAUCUCCAAAUACAUUCCGGUCAGCGUCCAUUUGUAUGCACUGUAUGUGGACGUAAAGUGAAGAAGAUAGGUGAUAUGUACCGACAUCUGCGUACACACACUGGCGAAAAACCUUACAAAUGUCAGGUUUGUGGAAAGGGAUUUGCCCAGAAUGGAAACUUGAAGGAUCACAUGAAAGUGCACACUGGAGAAAAACCACAUACCUGUGACUUGUGUGGACAGGGGUUUGCCAGGAAAAUACUGCUGAAAGAUCACAUCAAAAGUCAACACAGAGGAACAACAUUACAAGAUCUGACUGAGGCAGCACUAGAGGAGAUAGAACGCCAGGAGGCUGCAAUGGAAGGGUUAGACGGUACAGAAACUAUCAGUAGUGGCAGUGUGAUACAUGAAAUCUCAUCUGGGAAUGUUCCAAAGAUCAUAUCAGCCUCUGCCCUUGGUAAGACAAUACCAGCUUCGGCACUUGGUAAAACAAUUGUGAUAGGUGGACCUGAAGUCACAACAUCAGAUGAAGCAGAACUGUUACAUGAGGAACAGGAGCUGGAACUACAUGAUGUACAUACAACUUUAACAGAGAAGGAGUUGGAAGCUGCCCAUGUUCUGACUGUGGUACAGGAUGGGGAUAACAUGUUGUACACUUUAAACCCAAACACGAAUCAAGUACAACAGAUAGUUGUCAGUUCGGACCAGAAAGAACAGGUUGUUGUGACAACCAGUGCUCAGUCUGACCUCGAGGUCCAAAAUUCAUAGAACACUGUUCAGAAAGUGAUAUACAGUGUAACAUGUAUAGAGCAAAUGCUGCUUUGAAGACCAACAUUUAAUCACCAUAUAGAUGUUAAUACUAAGGGGAGGAUAAUUCUCUUAGGAAUGUGCCAAGAAAGGAAGGAAGUGUCUGCCUUUAUAAGGUAGUAAUUAUUCUUCAGCAUGGAGAACCUUGCAUUAGAAAACAUAUGAAUUUACUGUAAAAUUGUAUUAAUGUUUUGAUGCAGAUGUGUGGUUGAAAUAACGAGUUAAAGAGGUGACCUGGAAUUUACUAAGGAAGAUGUGCAUUAGUGGUUAGCCUGCACCAGAAACUGCUAGUGCUUGAGAACAAGAACUUUACACAAAUAUAAAUAUGCAUGCCCAGGGCCCACGCUGUCGUUCGCCACUCGAGCCAUUUGGCGAAUCUGCGAUGAAAGUGGCGAAGAAAAAUCGCGAGUGGCGAAAAUGAAAAAAUGUUCGUAAUUUGGACCGCCAUUUUGUUUUAGACCUUCUAAAUCGUAACCUCUGAGAAAUUAUGUUAAAAAACAGUUGACUGGUUCCGAUAAUAUUACCUUAUAAAAUUAACUUAUUUCGGGAUAGUACUACCCAGUCUGCGUUUACUUUUACAUACAACAAUGUGUAAUAAACAUCUUGACACGCGAGAAGAUGCAAUUUGCAAUCAAUUAGCAACCGAUUAUCGGGUUAAAAUAAUCUUUUUGUUUUGUUGUCAUUACGGCAGAUUAAAUGAUUGAUGCCUUUAAUUUCCAUGGAUCAAAUAAUUAAUAAAUAAAUCGGCAAAAUAAUGAAUGGUUUGAUGAAUUUUUUAACGUUGUCGCCACCGUCAGACAGUAUCUUAGUCACAGGCACGGGUCCAGUGUAUUUUUUGUUUAAUAUAAACAUCCUUU
Molecule: messenger RNA, 2455 nt
Organism: Mercenaria mercenaria
Lineage: Eukaryota; Metazoa; Mollusca; Bivalvia; Venerida; Veneridae
Product: zinc finger protein 568-like
Exons: 9
Coding region: 45-1559 (504 amino acids)
Biological process (GO): regulation of transcription by RNA polymerase II
Cellular component (GO): nucleus
Molecular function (GO): RNA polymerase II transcription regulatory region sequence-specific DNA binding; DNA-binding transcription factor activity, RNA polymerase II-specific
Source: RefSeq, a predicted model, not a curated record